UUCAAUCAAGCAAUCUAUAAUCAAAUUUUUCCAAAAAUCCCACCCAAAAUAUAUGAUGAGCAUCUAGCUUAUACCGGGAAUAAUCAAGACUUUUAUUUUUCUUCAACUGAAUAUAAAUUAACAGAAAGUGAAUUGAGAAAAAUUAAGCAGCAUUUUUCCACUACAUCAGAUGUAUCUGGCAUACAACUUAGAUCUUUUAGCCAAACAGGAACAAAAUAUGGACAAUUCCGAACUAAAGAUAGUCAUUAUAUUGGGUCAAAGUGGAUUUGUCAGAAUAAAAAUUAG
This is a messenger RNA of Dentiscutata erythropus, 285 nucleotides long. The record is from the annotation of a GenBank genome assembly. Lineage: Eukaryota; Fungi; Glomeromycota; Glomeromycetes; Diversisporales; Gigasporaceae.